Molecule: messenger RNA, 1660 nt
Organism: Lobosporangium transversale
Lineage: Eukaryota; Fungi; Mortierellomycota; Mortierellomycetes; Mortierellales; Mortierellaceae
Exons: 2
Coding region: 186-1640 (484 amino acids)
Source: RefSeq, a predicted model, not a curated record
CUUUCUCUUUUGCAUCCUCUCUUUUCUUCAUUAUCCUUUCUUGUAUAUUCCUUUUCUUUUUUCUUUUUUCUCUCCCAGUCCUCAUCACUUUCUCUCAUUCACUUCUUCACUUGUCACACCUUUCUCCUCCCCUGUCCUUCUUUUACUUUGCCCUUUAUUCUUUGGUCUCUCCCAAUAUUCCAACCAUGUUGUCCCUCAUAGGACCCUCCUCUUCUCCUUGCUUACACUCAGACUCUUUCGCAGUCCCACCCUCUUCUGCUUCGACCUCCAAUUGCAUUGGAAACAAAUCUAUUAUUACUACCUCCACUUCUACUAUCAUUACUACUUCUUCCCCUUCUCAACAAUCUCCUCCUUUGAAAUCCUCCCCUUCUACUGCUCCUUUGAAUAACUCUUCCAACUAUAAAGAGAUCGUUGCACAGUUCACGGCGCGUGCACCUCAACCCUAUGGAGUUAUCCCUCCUCGUCGAAAAAGAGACCAGAGCAAAUUGAUUCGAUCCUCCUCUGCUUCCUCCAUCUCUACCUCCAAUCUCAAUAAAAACCCCAACAGCAUCAAUAAAAAGAAUCCGUCCUCUUCGUCCUCUACUCCAUCUUCACCCACCGAAACAUCCCACAAUGCUGUUGAAUUGCAGCAAACAUCCUUUAAUCCUAAAAAUAAAAAGAACAAUGAUAGCAGUGAUUGCAGAAAUGGGAGUACUCAGAUAGUUCGACCUUUGUUUCACUCUCUCCAAUCUCUUAUCCUUCCGGAAUCUACUUCAUCCUCCACUCGAUUGGGCUUUUGGGCGAACCUUAAGGCCCACUAUCUUGCGGCGGCCACCACCACGCUUUCCUGGUCUGUUAUCUCCAGCCAAGGUCCACAGAGUUCUGCCUCUACUAGAGGAAGGGGUGCAGUAGACGAAUACGAGUUCUCUCCUCCGAUCGCACUCCGCCUCUCAAAUAGUACACCGGUUGCUGCCGUCGAUGCAAUUGCUCCCCAUUCUGCAUCCCUCUCCAUGACGGACGCAUAUCUGUCUCUACCCAAUCUCGCCACCCCUGCUUCACAUGCUUCUUAUCACCAACAUGGCUCCGUCACCUUUCCUGUAUCGGUCGCGGCUAUGGAUAGGUUCAAACCCGACCACUCGGAUACGAUCCCACUAAAGACCUUUACCUAUCAUGAAACACCAGUGAUUGAACGUCCACAGCCUCUUCCCCUCCCUCUUCCGCUCUCAUCUAAUAAGCGUGGUAACAACGCUGCUGCUGCUAGUAAAAAGGCGACAAGCAAUCAUCCUUCCUCUCCAUCCACAAAGAGAGCCAAAAACUCCUCUAAUGGUGAUGCUGAUGAAUUACUUCCUCUUCCAAGACAUCUUGCUACACGCGAGACGCGUUCCAACACUAACUAUCUGCGGAUGAUGGCAGCUGAGUUGAGAAUGAUUCGGUCUCGUAAACUUGUCUCUCCUCUCAAGCCUCGAGGCUACUUGCCUAGAAGGAAGGAUCCAUUCCGAAGAGUGAAAUCCCCAUUGUGCAAUAGCCUCGAGUUACUCAGAGAAGAGGAUGAUCAUCCUUUAAACGACAUUAUGGUCGGUUCCUGGUCCUCUGUCUCCUCAACGGAUUCGUAUCUGUCGUCGAGCUCAUCCGAGUAUCAGACAGCUAAUGAAGGCUGCUAAAAAAAAAAAAAAAAAAAAAA